AUGAGAAGAAUGAAAGAGCCUUAGAAAUCUUAAUCCAAAAUCAUUUAGUAGGUGUAGCAUAAUAAUUGUAUAUGGUUUCUUUCUUUUCAUCCUUUUUUUACAAUAAAUUGUUUCCCCAACUGGAAAACUUUUAUUGCUCAUCAAUCUUUUUUAAUAAAUUUACCAUAAAACAACUUUGAUUAACUCAUAAUUUUUUUUAGGGUUGGCAUCACUGGUGAUAAAAUUAAUUCUGGGAAUUCUCUACUAAAUUUUUCUGACAUUCUCGAUUGGGUUGCUAAUAAUAGUAUUUUCAAAUAGAAAUCAAAAGCAAGAGCUGGUAGUGAAGAUUUAGAAAAUAGGUAAUUAGCGAUCAUAAAGUCAAAUUUAGGCUUAAGUUUUAGGCAUUUUAGCCUUUCUACAUUAGUUAUAUAUCAUUGGUAAGCUCGUCUAAAAAUAUCCUAUAUUGGAACCUUUUGGGAUACUUUUAUGAAUAAUAUAAGAUUCUAAGAAAUUAUCAAAUAGUCAUAACUUAUGAAGCCCCAAUAUGGUGAAGGUAAGGAUUUGAUUUAAUCAAAUAGUAAUGUUUUAGAAAUGA
Messenger RNA from Paramecium primaurelia, 574 nucleotides. Lineage: Eukaryota; Ciliophora; Oligohymenophorea; Peniculida; Parameciidae. The record is from the annotation of a GenBank genome assembly.